AUGGACUGGCAGCAGAAGGCUCAGCGCAAGCGAGAUGAGCUUGCAGGAAAAAUUCCUUCGGGAUGGCGAAUAUCGUCAGACCUGUUAAAGAAGGCCGAUGAGCUGGACAAUAUUCUUGAUAUUCCUCGACAGAGCGGCAUCCUGACCGAGCGCGAGAUCGACAUCACGGAAAGCUCAGAUGCUACCGCUCUGAUCUCGCGUCUGAAGGAUGGUGAAAUCAGUGCUUACGAGGUCGCAGUCGCUUUCUGCAAGCGAGCUGCCAUAGCCCAGCAGCUUACUUGUUGUCUGACGGAAAUCUUCUUCGAUAGGGCUAUUGAGCGCGCAAAGGAGCUAGAUCGUCAAUACGCCGUAACUGGAGAGCUCGUGGGACCUUUGCACGGUAUCCCGAUCAGUCUGAAGGACUCCUACAAUGUUACUGGUGUUCAGUCUACCCUUGGCUACGUUUCGUUCCUGGAUCGACCUGCCCUGACGUUCAACAGCCCGAUGGUGAAUAUACUCUUGGACGCGGGCGCCGUAAUCUACGUGAAAACCCACCUGCCCCAGACGAUGAUGACGGCCGAUUCUCACACAAAUGUGUUUGGCCGAACCCGCAAUCCAUAUGGUCGAAACCUGACGGCUGGCGGUAGUUGCGGCGGCGAGGGCGCUCUGAUCGCGAUGCGUGGCUCUAUUCUAGGAGCUGGAACGGACGUCGGUGGUUCCCUACGGAUCCCGUCGCUGUGCUGCGGUACAUUCGGGUUCAAGCCGUCCGUAGGCAGGCUUCCAUUUGCCGGCCAGACCCCGCCAGGACGGAUCGGCAUGGCAGGAGGAAUAGCAGUUUCGACCGGGCCCCUUUGCACAUCCACAAGAGACGCAGACCUUUUCUUCAGGACGGUGGUUUCAUCACAUCCGGAGAAUCUGGAUGACAACUCCCUUGGAUUCCCUUACCUCGAACCGCUGAAGCUGGUGUCUUCGCUGACAAUCGGGAUCCUCCCAGAGGACCCUGCUCUCCCUCUACAUCCAUGCAUGCAGCGGACCCUGAUUACGGCGGCUCGUAAGCUUGCCGCAGCUGGCCAUCGGAUUGUGCACUUGCCAAAAGAAGAACUCCCAUCACUCAUGGAUGCUUGUGACCUAGCCUUCCGCUUCUUCAACAUGGAUCCUGACCGCACCCCGUUGCGUAUUGUGAAGGAUGGCGGCGAGCCUUACAUUCCGUCCCUCAGCAUGAUAUAUAACGUGGAGGGCACUGACCCCGAGCCGACCUUGCGCCAACUCUACGAUUUGAACGUUGCCAAAGCCCAAAUCACGGCGAAGAUGCGGCAGGCCUGGCUGAAGAACAGAGUUGAUGUUGUCUUAGCCCCUGCCUACCAGAGCUGUGCCCCUCUCCACGAUACGUACGGCAAGAACAUUUACACGGUGAUUUGGAAUAUGGUCGACUAUCCUGCCUGCCUCAUCCCGUUUGGGCAUGCUAAUAAAGCCGCCGACGCCGAGUUUAUUCGUGACGUGCAAUAUAGCCCUGAUUACAAACCAGACGAAAUCGAGGGCGCACCAUGCCACGUUCAGUUGAUAGGCAGGCGGUUGAAGGACGAGGUCCUGCUCCAACAUGCAAAGGUCAUCGAGAUGGUCUUGGCCGAUGGAAAGUAGACUCGGAAUUCCCGAGAAGAGAUACCGUCAGGCAGAGACAGACCGGUGCGGGAAAUUGCUUUGAAGGAUUCAAAUGCACUUGUUUACCACCUGCAAGAUUAC
Messenger RNA from Aspergillus nidulans FGSC A4, 1719 nucleotides. Its product is annotated as putative amidase gmdC. The transcript has 3 exons. The coding region runs from base 1 to 1617 and encodes 538 amino acids. The record is from RefSeq and is a predicted model, not a curated record. Lineage: Eukaryota; Fungi; Ascomycota; Eurotiomycetes; Eurotiales; Aspergillaceae.